AGACCAAUUGGCCAUCCACCAAGUGACAAUCCCAAAAAAAAACAACAUGUUCAAAUUCGCUGCUAUCUUCUUCGCUGUUGUGGCUGUGGCUGCUGCCAAGCCCGGAAUCGUUGCUCCUCUGGCCUACACCGCCCCCGCUGUGGUCGGCAGUGCCGCUUACGUGGCUCCCUACGCCUCCAGUUACACCGCUCACACGGUAGCCCACAGCGCCGCCUUCCCCGCCGCCUACACCGCUCCCAUUGCCGCUGCCGCCUAUACCGCUCCCAUCGCAACUCCCAUUGCCGCUGCCUACACCGCCCCAGUUGCUGCCGCCUACACCGCUCCGGUAGCCCGACUUGCCGCCCCCUAUGCUGCCGCAUACACCUCCCCCUUGGCCUACAGUGCGCCGUACGUUGCCCGUCCGUACGUUGCCGCCGCUGCCGCUCCCCUUCUGCUGAAGAAGUAAAUCAAUGGACUCUGAACUCAAUGGAAAAUAUUGCUCCAUGUGCUUGAACCAUGGUUUGGCAGUUAUUUUCCUUCACCCCCAGCUUGUGAUUUUUCAUAUGAAUUAAAAAUUUAAAACAAACAAA
Molecule: messenger RNA, 569 nt
Organism: Drosophila bipectinata
Lineage: Eukaryota; Metazoa; Arthropoda; Insecta; Diptera; Drosophilidae
Product: vitelline membrane protein Vm26Ab
Source: RefSeq, a predicted model, not a curated record